CCCGGUUGGCCGCAGUCAGUCAGUCCGUUUCCGUGAGCCGAAAGAGUAAGUUCAGUUUUCUGAUUCGGAAGGUUGUAGUCGGUGCGUGUACAAAGCCGGUAUUUGUUUCUGCCUCUUACCUCCAGAGACCUUUUACCAUAGGAGUGACAAGGAAAAAGCAAUCGUACACCACAGACGAAUAUCCUCUCACACAGAGUUGGUUUAUCGGUGUUCAGUGUGUUCCAGAUAAAGUUCGUGCAAAAAUGGCCUCAGGAGUAACUGUGUCGGAUGUGUGCAAAACGACGUACGAGGAAAUCAAAAAAGACAAAAAACAUCGCUAUGUCAUAUUCUACAUCCGAGACGAGAAACAAAUCGAUGUGGAGGUGAUCGGUGACCGUAACGCCGAGUACGACCAAUUCCUGGAUGACAUCCAGAAGGGUGGACCGGGCGAGUGCCGGUAUGGUCUCUUCGACUUUGAGUACAUGCACCAGUGCCAAGGCACCUCGGAAAGUUCCAAGAAGCAGAAGCUGUUUCUUAUGUCCUGGUGCCCCGAUACCGCUAAGGUCAAGAAGAAGAUGUUGUACUCGAGCUCCUUUGACGCGCUGAAGAAGUCGCUGGUCGGCGUCCAGAAGUACAUUCAGGCUACCGAUCUCUCUGAGGCAUCACGAGAAGCUGUCGAGGAAAAGCUGCGCGCCACUGAUCGUCAAUAAGAUUAUCCUUACUUAAGAUUACGCACACAACAGAUACAACAGCUACUACUACAACAGAAACAAAACCCAACACGAAAAUACACUGUUACAUAAAACUACACUCAGAGCCAGAAAAUUACUUCAGGAGAGAAUGUAAAAGUAAAAGCAGAAUACAUCAGAACAAACGUAACAAUUCAAGAGAAUAAGCAAAACACUGAAACAGCAUAUGAAAACAAUGAAACAUAAAAAUAAACGCAAACUAAGGAUAAAACAGUAAACAAAAGCAAAACUUGAAUGGAUUAAGAAAGCGUGUCUGCUAUUAGAAUAAAACAACUAUUUCGGAUUGGUUUGCGGUGGGCGGGGGGCAGAUCGAUUUAUGCAGCCGGACACAGCAAAUAACAACUGCAACAAUAAGAACGAUAGUGUAAAUCUAUCGCGCAGGGGAAGUCAAAACACUGUCGGGAAACGUGUGCCCAUUCUCCGGGGCCAAGUGAGAGAGAGAGGAAGCGUUUCUUAGCAAGGCAUUUAUUUAAGCGUGUGUUUAUUGCCUCUCUUGGCCCUUUCAAGAUUCGCUCCUUUCCUUCCCUCUUUCUUAUCCAUUAUUGAUUGUGUGUGCGGUUAUCAUCAGGAAACAAAAGAAUUAAUAAAAAAAAACUUCAACUGAAAAUUCAAAACGAACAAUCGUAUUACAGUUAUGAUUAAUUUAAAUUAAAACAAUAAAAUACUAAUAAAGAUAAA
Molecule: messenger RNA, 1406 nt
Organism: Wyeomyia smithii (pitcher-plant mosquito)
Lineage: Eukaryota; Metazoa; Arthropoda; Insecta; Diptera; Culicidae
Gene: tsr
Product: cofilin/actin-depolymerizing factor homolog
Exons: 5
Coding region: 243-689 (148 amino acids)
Biological process (GO): actin filament severing; actin filament fragmentation; cell motility
Cellular component (GO): actin cytoskeleton; actin cortical patch; cytoplasm
Molecular function (GO): actin filament binding
Source: RefSeq, a predicted model, not a curated record